Pieris macdunnoughi is the source of this 684-nucleotide messenger RNA. Lineage: Eukaryota; Metazoa; Arthropoda; Insecta; Lepidoptera; Pieridae. The record is from the annotation of a GenBank genome assembly.
AUGGGUGGUGGUGGGCUAUUCGGCUGUUCUUCAGCCGGACACAGCGGCAUCAACCAGCUUGGAGGGGUCUACGUCAACGGUAGACCGCUACCUGACUCCACGCGGCAGAAGAUCGUGGAGUUAGCGCACUCAGGUGCGAGGCCCUGCGACAUCAGCCGGAUACUGCAGGUCUCCAACGGCUGUGUCUCUAAAAUACUUGGGAGGUAUUACGAGACGGGGUCAAUAAAGCCCCGAGCGAUUGGCGGGUCAAAACCGCGGGUCGCGACCACCCCCGUUGUCCAGAAAAUCGCGGACUACAAGCGGGAGUGCCCUUCGAUCUUUGCGUGGGAGAUCAGAGAUCGUUUGCUGAGUGAAAACGUGUGCAAUAAUGACAAUAUUCCUAGUGUAUCAUCGAUAAACCGCGUAUUAAGGAACCUGGCAUCACAGAAAGAGCAAGCUGCGUCUGCGCAGAACGACAGUGUAUAUGAGAAACUACGUAUGUUCAAUGGACAGGCGGCGACGGGUUGGUGGUACCCUGGUCUUCCCACCGCACCAGCACCUACCAUCCCAGCCCCACUACCACCACAGUUGAAUAGACCAACGGAAGAACAUAAACGAGGUAUGCCUACUGGUUUAUUGAAUAAUAUUCUAGAUAAACAGCCUCUCAGAGUCGGUCAUCAAGAUACAAAUAAACAAAUAAGAUAA